GGGAGGAUACGGCUGAGCCCUGGCUCCAGCUCAUGUCCAGAUCUGCUCACCAUGGCCCUGGUACUGCUCCUCCUGCUGCUGACCCUCUGGCCUGAGUGUCACACAGAUAUCACUUCACAUGUCCCCCCAGCCUCAUACCCCAAGCCAUGGCUGGGGGUUCAGCCAGGGGCAGUUGUGACUCCUGGGGUCAACGUGACCUUGAGGUGCCAAGCUCCCCAACCCUCCUGGAGGUUCGCACUCUUCAAGGCUGGAGAGAUCACCCCAGUGCUGUUUCGGGAUGUGGCUGCGGAGCUGGCAGAGUUCUUCCUGGAAGAGGUGACCCCAGCCCAGGGGGGCAGUUACCACUGUUGCUACAGGAGGCAAGGGUGGGGGCCGGAGGUCUGGUCCCCACCCAGUGAUGCCCUGGAACUGCUGGUGACAGACGUGCUGCCUCCGCCGUCGCUGAUGGCGCUGCCCGGGCCGGUGGUGGCGCGCGGCGCGAACGUGAGCCUGCGUUGCGCUGGCCUCAUAGGCGGCAUGAGCUUCGCGCUGUACCGCGUGGGCGAGGCGGCUCCGCUGCAGUAUCGCAACUCCGCGCGGCCCUGGGCUGACUUCCCACUGCCCGCCGCCCGCGCCCCCGGCACCUACAGCUGCUACUACCAUACGCCCUCGGCGCCCUAUGUGCUGUCGCAGCGCAGCCAGCCGCUGGUCGUCAGCUGGGACGGCUCUUUACCCUCGGACUAUACCCGUGGUAACCUCGUCCGCCUGGGGCUGGCCAGCCUGGUCCUGAUCUGCCUGGGCGCGUUGGUGGCUUUUGACUGUCGCAGCCAGAGCUACGCUCCUGGUGUCCUCCUCUCCAGAAUUAAAACCCUGGAGCAAGGCCGUUACUGCAUAUCCUGGAGUCGGGAGGACAUUUUGAGUAACACAAACGGUAAGACUGAAGGAAUUUCGGUGGAACAGGCUGAAGGGGCUGCCAUGAUCUCCCAAUUUCUGUUCCUGCUCUGCUUUGGUCUGUGUCUUAGCCAAAGGGACAUGACAGGAGAUGGGCCACUUCCCAAGCCCAGCCUCAGUGCCUGGCCCAGCUCGGUGGUCCCUCUCAAGAGCAAUGUGAUUCUGAGGUGCUGGUCUCCAACCAGGAAUGUAAACUUUGCUCUCAAAAAGGGAAGAAUUACUAUGUGGUCCUUAGAGCCAUGUAAUCUUACAGAGAACCUGGCUGAAUUCCUUCUCACUGAUCUACACCAAGGUAACGCUGGGGAGUACACCUGUGAAUACUACACCAUUCUGUCCCCCUACACAACUUCACAGCCCAGUGAUGUCCUUCUACUUCUGGUUACAGGAGGUUUCCCUAAACCUUCCCUCCAAGCCUACCCAAGUCGUAAUGUGACUGCAGGAAAAAAAGUGCCUCUGCGGUGCCAGAAGCCAUACAAUGUUGUGGACUAUGUAAGGUUUGCUCUACUGAAGGAAGGAAUGUCAGAGCCCAUACGGGACUGGAGGCCAUUAGGGAACAUGGCAGAGUUCUCCCUCCAGAAUGUGACAGUCAAGGACACUGGGAACUACAGCUGUGUCUACUACCAGAAAAGCAGUCCUUUCUGGGCCUCACACCCCAGUGAUAGCCUUGAGAUCUGGGUGACAGAGGGAAUUCAAAGUCAGAGAACUACUCCUCCACAAACCAGUAAGAAAAUUGGGACAAAUGGAAUCAUCCUUAUUAUCAUCUUCACCUUACUUUUCCUCCUCCUCCUCCUCUCAGCCCUGCUCAUCUACAAAUACACCCGACGUGGGGCAGCUCCUGACAAGAUGACCAAAAGCUCCCUCUCUUCCAAGGAAUCUGAAGAAGUGGUGACAGAUUCGUCUGUAAUUAUGAAGAUUCGCUCGUCUGCCUUGGCUGAAGUAUCCCAGGCCUCAAAUGCUGAAGAACCCCAGGGAGUGACAUAUGCUGAGAUACAUACCAGAGCCCUAAGACAGGCCUCUUCAAACCUUACAAAGCAGCCUCUUGAGACUUGUGUGUAUGCGGCUGUGAAGAGAUAACCAGGAGAAGAUCUGAAGCCCAGGAAGGAAGAACUUCCAGCAAGGGAAUGAGGGAUGGGGCAGAAGCCCCUUGGGGACUGGGCAUAUAGGGAUCCCUUUCCUCAAAUCUCCAAUGAAGACUUGUUUAUUUUCUAAAGAGAGAUCUCAUUUACAUAGAGUAGAAUGCACCAAUCUUAAGUGCACAGCUCAGUAACUUUUUACAUACAUAUCUCACCUACUAACCUAAAGCCUGGCAGUUCAAACCCACCCAGUGGUGCUGCAGAAGAAAGGCUUGGUGACCUGCUUCUAUAAAGAUUACAGCCAACAAAAUCCUAUGAGGAAGUU
Molecule: messenger RNA, 2328 nt
Organism: Trichechus manatus latirostris (Florida manatee)
Lineage: Eukaryota; Metazoa; Chordata; Mammalia; Sirenia; Trichechidae
Gene: OSCAR
Product: osteoclast associated Ig-like receptor
Exons: 15
Coding region: 52-2004 (650 amino acids)
Cellular component (GO): plasma membrane
Source: RefSeq, a predicted model, not a curated record